AAGUGUAUUUUCCAGUAAUGGUGGUUAGCUGUACAUCGAUUAUGAGUAUCUUAUUUUAAGAUAACAUACGCUUGAACAUUCAAUUGAUAUUAAAUGAACGUGCCUGUGUUGCUAGUGAUUUGCAAGGAAGAUUUAUUUGAACGUACAAUAACACCCACUUGCUUCCCGCCACUGUGGAAUUCGUCUGACCCGGAACGGUAAACUCGUUUUAUUAUGCUGCGCAGACACCUUACCUUCCCCAGUGUAUAAUAAACUUAUUUCACCUUAACACCAGCACCAAUAUUAUUACGAAGAAGCUUAAUCAAACUAAAUAUACGAGUAGUUUACAGAGCAUAAUUGAUAAUAUUAAUAAGAGGAAUACAAACACAUCCAUUAUUAUUUUCGCGACGGCAGAAGAGCUAACAGUGGAGCUUACAGGUAUCAUGGCAGAGAGGGGCCAGUGAAAACAAACCAUCGCCAAGGAAGGGUAGCGAGGGACAAUGAGCGGUUUUAACCCCGGUCCUCGGGUUGUGACCAUCUACAAAACUGACACGGGGUUCGGGUUCAAUGUCCGAGGUCAGGUGAGCGAGGGUGGACAGUGGAGACCGAUCAAUGGGGAGUUAUACCCACCUCUGCAGCAUGUCUCGGCCGUGUUGGAAGGAGGGGCUGCUGAACAAGCUGGUAUACGCAAGGGUGACCGUAUUCUCGAAGUGAAUGGAGUGAAUGUUGAGGGUGCUGAACAUCGUUAUGUUGUGGAACUCAUUAAACAAGGCGGUGAUGUGCUCAAACUAACUGUAAUAUCUGUAUCAAGAAAGGAAGCAGAGAGGUUAGAACCAAGUGAAGAAACCUCGGGAUUUUCUUACAUCGAUUACAGUGAAAAACGUUCACUUCCAAUAUCAAUUCCCGACUAUUCUUACAUAGAAACUGGUGGAGAUAAAUAUGUAGUAUUUAAUAUUUACAUGGCUGGGCGUCAUUUGUGCGCUCGCAGAUACAGAGAAUUCUCCAAUUUACACAAUAAUCUUAAAAGGGAGUUCAUGGACUUCAACUUUCCCAAAUUACCAGGAAAAUGGCCCUUUUCGUUGUCUGAACAGCAAUUAGAUGGGCGACGUAGAGGGUUGGAACUAUACCUUGAGAAAGUUUGUGCUGUAAGGGUAAUAGCAGAAUCGGAUAUUAUGCAGGAUUUUCUUAAUGAUUCUGAUGAUCACCAAGGCAACAGUAUUCGUGUGGACCUGAAGGUGCUGUUGCCGGACAAGAGUGUAGUGACGGUUACUCAGGCUAAGAAUGUUCUUGCUCAUCAAGUUUAUCAAGCUGUGGUGGAAAAAAUUAACAUACCUCCAGAAACGGCUAAAUGUUUUGCACUUUUUGAGAUUGUAGAAUAUAAUUUUGAACGAAAAAUUAGUGACGACGAGUUCCCUCAUAACUUGUACAUUCAGAACUACAGCACAGCAACAGCAACAUGUUUAUGUCUUCAUCGAUGGAUCUUCAAUCCUCACCGAGAACUUCGGUUGUGCAGCUCGGAUGAUACUGCACAUACAUGGCUGUUCUGGACAGCAGUAGAGGAUGUUAACCGAGGCCACGUCAAACCGACAGAUCAAUUGUAUCAGUUAAAGGCGCUUCAAGAUGUGGCUCGCAAAGAACAGUAUUUGCAGGUAGUUCGUGGAUGUGAAGGCUAUGGUGAUAUUGUGUUCCCCCACUGUCCCUGCGACUCCCGCAAGAAAGGGCACGUUGCUGCAUAUGUGGGCUACAAGUCAUUCAGGUUGCAAGCAUGUAAAGAAGAUGGCACAUUACAAACACAGGUAAUCGAUUUUGCUUGGUCCACGAUUGAGAAGUUUGAGGUGGAUGAUGAAGCAAUGGCAUUUUGUUUUCUCUACAGGCAAACGGAAGAUCUUAUCAGAUGGGUCAAAAUAUUUACACCCUAUUAUCAUUUUAUGGAGGAAUGUUUCCAACGUAUCCAAGAAGAACAGCAGUGGACGUAGGGAGCUGAAAGUCAUAGCAGAAUAAGUGUAAAGUAUAUGAGGAUAUAUAUAAAUAUAUAUAUACAGUAUAUAUAUAUAUACACAAAGCUGAAUAUGUACAAGACAGAGAGAGGGACAUCUUGGGGUUGGCUGUCUAAUUUUCAGCUACGUUAUUGUGACUUACUGUCUGCAUCUUGAAAACUAUUUAUGUUGUCACAUAAAAACCCAGGUAUGAAAAAUUAGGGAGGUGGGGGGUGGGGAAGGGGGUCCUUACCUUGAUGUGGUUUCGGGGCUUAGCAUCCCCGAAUGUGAUGCUACUUAGCAUUCCCUGGUCCUCGACCAGGCUGCGAGGUCAAAACAUGAUUUCAAUGUAACUUGGAGUGAGUUUAAAAUAAGGGAUAUAUAAUUUUGUAGGCAGUUGGAGGAAACUACACAAUUUUAACAAGACAGGGAGUUGCAUAGGAAUUGGCUGAAAUUGUCACUAGUUUACCCCCCCAUAUGUAAGCAACUCGAACACUGUUAAAAUGUGCUUGAAUAAACUUUGUAUUUAUAAAUCUACAUUAAUUUAUUGAGCAUAUAUCAUUGCUAGGAGGCUGGCAAACUUGUUCAGGCUAACAAUACACUUUCCAACUUCUUCCAUCUCCCAACUCGUGGCACAUUAUAACAUAUCAGGUAUGUAACACAAAGCAUUUGAUAUUCAUUAGGUGAGUUGUACUGUACAUCCAUAUUUAAUACAUUGUAAGCAGUUUAUAAUUAAAUAGAUGAGAAGUAGCAUUGCUGUCUUGCUGUGUGACUACUCAUAUUUCAGUAUCAUACAUAUUUCCAUAAACCUCUUUGUAGCUUACAUAAUAACUGUUUGUGUUCAUAUCUCAUACCUUGUUUCAUAUGCUCAUUCUUGCAUUUGUGUAAUCUCUUCACCAGUAUCUCUCUCUCGUGGCUUUAGAAUGCAACAAACAAAAGGUGUACAUUUCCUGUGCAUUCCCUGUCUUGACUUCACGGUGUGUACUACUUUUCAGUUAAGUGUAAUUGGGAGGGAAGAUCUAAAUAUUUUGAUCCAAGUUUCAUUUGUGUUUAGCCCAAAAGUUUUCAAGUUUUCCAGGUGUGAAUGAUAUAUUUUUAUCUUCAUAAGCUUUUUGAUUUAUUUUAUCACAAUGAAAUGAAAUUAAAGUUGAUAUUUUGUUACACAGAUUUACCAUUUACUUAAGCAAUAUGAAGAUACCUGACAAUGUUUGUGCAAAACUAUCAAUGGUAGUAACACUGCUUGUCCUUCAUAAGUUGGAGGAUAGGAGGUAUCUAGUCUCAAAGAAGCUUAAGGUAUGUACAUGAUGUGUAAAUGAUGUUAGAUGCCAAUAAGAGUUUAAGAAUGCAUAUCCAAAGAACCAUUCAUUGAUCUGUGCAUAGUAGGAUGUUAGAACCGCUGUGAAACCGCAGAUGGAAUGGGGAUGCGUAAUGUUAUUUAUCCUGUAGCCAUGUUUUAGCAGGUUUUGCCAGUCACUAUAUUCAAUGUUUCCUAGCUAUGUAUAAAACACUGAUGGUUCUCUCCUGUAUUAAUUCUUUUCAAUUGCUAAAGAAUAUAUUUUAAUGUAAUAAGUUUGAUUCAUAGUGGAGACAACCAAGCUAUUGUUGAGAAGCCCAGCACUGUGAUCCUCCACAACCCAGUUACCUAAUGGCCUCAUUAAUAUUUGAACAAAAACAAAAAAACAAACAAAAAAAAUCUGUAUAAUUUAUAAUUUGUUUAGAGUUUAUAUGCAAAUAGCUUGCAUUUUUUCUUGCAUUUGUGUCACAUUAAUUAAUUAUGAAAACCAUAGAUUAUCAUUGGCAAAAGUGAUAAUUGUAUUCUAGAAAAUUAUGUAUUUUUAAUUAUUUUAUUUUAAUAUGUUAAUAAUUGUGCAUAGUUUUGUUAGAAACUUAUUUUGAAAUAUUAGCAUAUUGACUGUGAACAUUAUAUGCAUUUUAUGUAGUUUUUCUUUGGCAAUAAAUAUAUAUUAGUAUAUAUGUUAUAUAUACAUGUUAUAAAUACAUAUGUAUAUUAUAUAUAUAUAUAUAUGUAUAUAUUAUACAUAUAUAUGUAUCUUGAGUUUUUGGCAUAUGUAUAUAUAUAUAUGUGUGUGUGUAUAUAUAUACAUACACAAAUUCUUUAUCAAUGUAAAUUAUAAAAUUAUGGUAGAUGUAUUUUUGUAUUCAACAGUACACAUCACUAGAAAUUGGCAUUUGAAAUGCUUUUAUUAAAAUUUUAAUAUGGCCAAAUUUUUCCCAUGUACAGUAAACACCAAAGCCACAUCUAGAAAUGGCAAAAGUGAUAAUGUCGAAGUCCAUCCUAGACCUUGGCAAUGGUCUAAGAUUGUCGGAAGUGGUGUCGGUUUUCCCGUUCGUAAUGUGUGGGUUUGGCGUUUGUGUUCCUGCCAUGUUAUUGCGAUUUAUUCUUUUAAUUGUAUACUUAACAACCAGAGUUAAAGAAAUAUAAUAACUGCAAAUUGGAAUUAACAAUUUUAUUUUAUAGAGAAAAACUAAUUGGUGUGAAUAUUGACCUUAUGCUCCUCUAAACAAAUUUUGAUUUACUUAAAUCGUUUUAGUUUGAAAUCUUGUUUUAUGGACAUUCCACUUUGAGAACAUGUGUUAUUAUUUUUAAGCUAGUCUUUUUGGAUAUUUACAAUGCUAGGUUAUUUGGCUGAUCACAAGAAGUUUAUUUUGAAGAUUUAUAUUGUUUUUGACAUAUGACAGUAGAUUUAUCCAAAGAUUGUGAAUGCAUUUUCAAAUGAUAUCUAAAGCUUUAUCAUAUACUCUUAGCAAUAUACAAGCAACUGAAGCCAUACAAGACAGCUGAUGUAUGAUACCAUAAAUGAUAUCCCAUUGUUUCUCCUGCCCAUUUCAUGAUAUUUAUUAAUCUGCAGUCACUUAGCGUGUAAUUCCAUUCCUGUGGUAGUUACUUUUACUCUCUAACGCUUAAAACUGGCUUUCAGUGCCAUAGAGGCUGUUGGUGUCAAAUGCCUACAGAAAGGAUGGUGUUGGUAUUAGAUGUCAACAGAAAGAGCCAUAGUUUUUGAAUCCCGUAUUUUUCUAUUUAAAUGAAGAUAAAUCCUUAAUAAUCUGUCUCACAAAUGAGUGUUAUGAGGUAUAGAUUUGUUAGUGAGGGAUAGAUUUAUUUUAUCAAUGCAGCUUUCUUUGUAUAAUUGUUGUGACUUAAACUCUCAGUGAAAUAUACGUGUUCAAACCUGAGGUAUCACUGGAUAAGACUUCUGUACCAAAGAUUUCAAAAUGACCAAGUAGGAUUUAUCAGAGGUGUGAAUUAUAACUUUUUCAAUUUUUACCUAUGUUCCGAGUGUUAGUAGAGAAGGUUGAAUGAUUUCUUGUCUUGACUACUCCAUCCAAAUCUUUGAUUCAGUUGUUGUUAUUGGCAUCUUUUCUCAUACUUAAAGCAGGGUGGUGUAUGCUUGUUAUUUCUUGUGCCAUCCAAAUUAAGAUUCUUUUUUUUUUUGUCUGGUCAAAGAUAUACAGUAUUUAAUUUUAUUAUUUUUACCAUAUUACUUAGUUUAAACUAUAACAAGGGAUCAAGCUUUUAUUGAACAUGUGUGUUUUGUCCUGUAUGUUUUGAGUCGUCUCUGUGAAUGUUCAUAGUUAAACACUAUUUAUGCUGAUUUAUGUAACAGCACACUAUUAUAUUCAAAUGCAUGCAUACAUUUGAUGUAUAUAUCUACAUGCCAUAUUUAUGAUGCAGGGUACUAUGUACCUAUUAAAUCAUCUACAUUCACAUUGUAUAUA
This is a messenger RNA of Procambarus clarkii (red swamp crayfish), 5693 nucleotides long. RefSeq names its product sorting nexin 27 (gene Snx27). Gene Ontology annotation, cellular component: early endosome. The record is from RefSeq and is a predicted model, not a curated record. Gene Ontology annotation, biological process: intracellular protein transport; endocytic recycling; signal transduction. NCBI's taxonomy places the organism in Eukaryota, Metazoa, Arthropoda, Malacostraca, Decapoda, Cambaridae. Gene Ontology annotation, molecular function: protein binding; phosphatidylinositol-3-phosphate binding.